CGUAAGUAGCACUCUUGUAUUGGAAACAUUCGGGACAUUGUGUUUCUACGAGUCAAAAAGAAUAGUCUUAUUAACCACCUGUAUUCAAUAUGAUGGACGCGAGGAAAGAAAUAAAAACGAUAGACGGAGACUUUGUUGCUCAACUAUGCUGUAAUUUAAAGAAACAAGCAAAUUUCGAGGCUGUGGAUCCACUAGUAGACAUACGAAUCAUCCAGACUAAUCGGUACGCCAUAUACAGAGUUCAUUUGGAUUUUCUGCAUGCCGGCGCCACGAUAAUCAGGACUAAUACGGCUCGAAUAAGCGAAGCCGCACUAUCCAAAAUAAAUAGCAACAAAUCUGUGAGGUAUUUUAUUAAAAAUGCCGUACUGCUGGCCCGGAAGGCCGUGUGCAAGUAUUACAAGGAAACGAGAGGUGACAUGCAAUCUCCCGAAAUUUACGAUCGAAAUCGGCCUCAAAUUGCCGGCUAUUGCACUAACUUUUUAAAGUCGUGUUUUCGCAAGGGUUUACCUUUUGAUUACUGGAAUGAGGUCUCGCGAGAGGAGAUGUUAAAGUUGCAUCGGUUGCGCAUACGAGAGUUAUUGAAGGCCGGCGUCGACAUGCUGGCUAUAGAAGAUAUACACAAUAUGGUGGAACUUAAAAUAAUCGUAGAGGUGCUGCGACGGUAUAAGUCUGCUAAGGUUUGGAUAUCGUUCACGUGCCUGAACGACGUUGAGUUAUUUGACGGAAGUCUACUUCUGGAUGCAAUUAAACACUGUCGCCGCUCCUUGCACUCUGGCCAGAUCAUUGCGAUUGGCGCGAAAUGUUGGAUGGAUGGCAAAGAAUUGUCGCUGCUAAAAGAUAUUUACAAUGCUACACGUAAGGACCGUAUUCCCCUGAUAGCAUAUAUUAAUGAAGAAGUCUUGAAAUUUUAUCAGCCAGAUAUCAUGUACUACGUGAAAGAAGCCGUAAAAUACGGAGCGAAAUAUUUCAGUGGUGACAAUGGUGGAAACUUAAAUGAGAUAAAAAUGAUUAGUAGUUUGGCACAUACAUAUAACAUUAUCCAUUUCACCUACUUUCCAGAUUUGUCCACUUCUUCUUCUUCUUCUUCUUCUUCUUCUUCUUCUUCCGAUUCCUCCUGAUUCCUCUGAAAUAUGGAGAGCAAAUCGAAAUUAUAAUUUCUCCGUGCUGUGUGAUAUUCGUGCUUGAAUGAAUACUGACAGACGUGUUACUUGGAAACGUUAAAGAUUAAUACGACUGAACAGGAAGACUUGUUUGUACAACAAUUUUUGCACACAUCUCUUUUGUUAAAGUUAAAAGCGCAUCAAAUAAUUACAAUUACGAGCUACUUAUGAGAUUUACUUAUGAGUAUUUUACUUAUGAGAUUUCCUGGUAGUCGAUUAUGAUAAGAGCU
Messenger RNA from Harpegnathos saltator (Jerdon's jumping ant), 1390 nucleotides. RefSeq names its product homocysteine S-methyltransferase. Gene Ontology annotation, molecular function: S-adenosylmethionine-homocysteine S-methyltransferase activity. Bases 90 to 1118 code for a protein of 342 amino acids. The transcript has a single exon. NCBI's taxonomy places the organism in Eukaryota, Metazoa, Arthropoda, Insecta, Hymenoptera, Formicidae. The record is from RefSeq and is a predicted model, not a curated record. Gene Ontology annotation, biological process: S-methylmethionine cycle.